Lentinula edodes (shiitake mushroom) is the source of this 5028-nucleotide messenger RNA. RefSeq lists its product as uncharacterized. Lineage: Eukaryota; Fungi; Basidiomycota; Agaricomycetes; Agaricales; Omphalotaceae. The coding region runs from base 168 to 4664 and encodes 1498 amino acids. The record is from RefSeq and is a predicted model, not a curated record. The transcript has 7 exons. Gene Ontology annotation, molecular function: ATP binding; protein kinase activity. Gene Ontology annotation, biological process: protein phosphorylation.
AACAUGAGCAGGCACGCUAAAUUCUAUUUACCUUACAUUGGAGACCCGUCCUUUGCUUACCCUUUCCUGCGUUUCCUACUACAUAUCAUUCCAGGAGAAGAGGAGAACAUAAGGGAAAAGACCACCAAAGCCUAGCCAGCCACGACUCCAACAAAUUAUCUGGGUCGAUGUCCGAAGCGGUGAGGGGACGACAACGAGUAUUCCAUGUGACCAAUAGAGGCUCCGACAGCGAGUCGAGCGACGAGGAGACAACCAUACAAAAUUCAGCUCACCCACUUCCAUUAUUGCUCAAGACGAAUCCUUCUCCUCCGUCUCCUUUGACGACGAAUAUUCCCAUACGCGCUCCAAGAUACAAGCCAUCACAUCACUCUCUUUCCUCCCCCUCCAGUUUAAGCUCGCCGGCUGCUGAAGAAACUCCACCGCCUUCAACUCCUGGCGUUUCUGGACCUUCAAUCGAUCUCACCGCCGAAGAUCCAGCCAUUGCAUCGUCGGCUUCGCUCUAUGACCCACCUCAGCAUCGUUCCCAGAAGUUCCACUUCAAAUCGCCUUUUCACCAUAACCCCAAGCCCAACAAACCAGGGCCAAAACGGCCCGCAACCUCACCGACUGUCUCUAUACCGGAUGAACGUAUCCUCAUUCUCGUUACGGCUGAUUCUGAGAGAUAUGUCAAUGUGGAAAUUACUGGGGCCAGAAAUCCAGCUUUCAUCAGGGAAUGUGUGUUCACAAAGCUCAACAUUUACGAUGAAGAAGACCAAGCUAGAUUUUCCAUUUAUCAGACCGAGAUUGGUGCUUAUGCCACCAGUGAAGCGCUUACAGACGAGAGACUGUUCGAACUCUGCCGAAAGCUGGGGGAUGCGAAAGGAAGUCUAAAACUGUUGGUGUCACAUUCCUCUGCCACAGUUCACGAGCAGCCGCUGCAGCCUGUGAGACCGUUGCCUCCAGUGUCGCCUCCCAGUGUUGUGACUAUUCCACCCCCGGUACUCCCACAGACACAGAGUCUGCAACCGCUGAAGCCAAAGCGUCAUUCUGGCUCCCGUCAUGAAGGCAGUAUCUCCUCAGCCAGCGAGCAAAUUCCCACGGAUUCGCCUGGCUACGAUGCAGAUUUAGAUAAUGCAGAUCGUGAUAACAGGUCUACGAUGCGCCCUCCUACUCAGCAAAUGCUGAAUACCAUUGCAAAUGCAGUUCCGCCAUCUCCUAUCACUUCUCGUCGAUCGGGAGCCCCCUUGCCGUCAAGACCGACUUCGCCUCCUCCUCCUCCUACUCCUCCACCUAUAAUUGACCGGUAUGGAAAUGUGUUGCCUACCCCUCCGCCUCCUCCUCCUUUAUCUCCAAAUAGAGCCACUUUCCCUAUCAAUGACGACAAUUCUCUCACUCCUCCUGCUCGCCAUCACAUUAGGUCCGGGUCGGAUGCUGCCAGUGAAAGGGAGCGUAUGCUUCAGCAUGGCCAACAUCAUCACAGUGCAAAGCAGGAAUUCUCUUUAGGUCUAGGCGAACGUCGGAGACAAAGGUUCGAAUUUGAUGAUCGUUCCUCCAAUCCUGAAUCAUGGGUUUUCAUCCAAAAAGGUGAAUCGAUUGAGCCGGAAACACAAGCCCAUCCACCUAGCUCUCCAGCUCCCUCUCAGGAACAGGCAAGGCAGUCCCCUUCUAAGUCUUCCAGAGCUAUGCGGAACCAUGUCUCUCCGACGCGGUACAAUCAGGCCAAUAAAGGUGGAUUCCGCAUACCAACUAUUCCACCGGCUCCCCGUGGUACACCUCCAGUACCUACCUCUUCUGGUGAUUCUCGCCUUCCGCAACCCGCCCGUACCGCCGGUCAACCCGUCCCGACUAGCUGGGCAGUAAAUUGGAAAGGGGAAACAAAAACUAGCGCCGAAGCGAAACCGCUUCCUUCAACAUCGUCUCAACGGCGUAAUUUGAAAUCUGCCCAAAGCGUGGAUAGUUUGCGAGCUGCUUUCCAGGGAGGCGGCAAUGUUGUCAAUCAUCCGCCCAACCUGAGACCAGGCAAGGGCGGUCAUAAUGCAACAUCGAGUUCUUCGAGAACAAACUCGAAUAUGACGUUCAUGUCUGGUCCUUACAAGGACGGUUCACCAAUACAUACCCUCUCGAGGCCUGUUAGGCCAUUACCUAUCUACGGCGGUGGUUCACAAGAUUUUCCUCCGUCCUCCUCCUCCGCGCACUCUCGCUCCUCCCCAUAUAUGAUAUCGCCGUCUUCUUCCAAUAUCUUGUCACCGGAAGAUCCGUUCCCUCGUCCACGGUCAGCAAUGGGUGACUCGGCUUUCCCAAAAAGACAGAUUCCAGCCCAGAGCCCUACUCGCGGAGUGGAAAGUGCCGCUUCCUCUAUGUGGCCUUAUCAUAGGCCAAUGUCUCCCACCAGUGGAUAUACAAGAUCUGCCGCCACAAAACGUUCCGAAAGUCAGACACGGACACAGACACCCCCACGAAGUCCAACUAGUCCGCAUAGCCCACGGUCGUUCUCGAAGAGAUUGUCUGAUGGGUUUGGUCCCUUCUCUUCGGAUACUGGCACGAUGAAUAGCAACGGGAGUGGUGAAAGCGACGCAACUCUAAGGAAAGACGACCAUCCUUGGCUGACCAACCUGUUCGAUGACAUAAACAGAAUUGGAAAUUCAUCAAACGGAGAGGCCACACUCAUGCCUCCCCCAAGACAACUUCCGGAUCCUUCUUCCGCUUCAUCGACUUCUACCACCUCGAUAUCCCCUCCAAGGUCGAUUCCUACUUCUGCGUCGUCCACUUUGUCUUCCUCCUCCCCCAUUGUAUCGAAAUCCAUAUCAGCAACAACGUCUACAUCGACAACUCCCGGCCAACCAUCUUCUCUCCCUUCGUUCCAUGCGUUCCCAAACGAAAAGUUCAAUUUGUCCGCAAUAGGUACAUACGAUGCGUCUUCCGCGACAAUUUUGUCGACAGGAACGUUCGACGACUCUGACUCCGAUGACUUGUGGAAUAAACCACUUGGACCAGUGCCUCCGGUCCCCCCUCUUCCAGCCGAUCUGCAGGAUUUGAAUGUGAUGUCAUCCUUCCCGUCGAAACGGCCCCCACUAACUGUGCAGAUCGAGAAUAUCGCAGGUGCUGUCAAACCAGUCUCAGUACCAAGUGCGCCUGGUUCAACGCCUGAUUCGAGCGGGCUUGCAGUUAAUGGACCUCCUCAAUCCUCCUCCACUGCUACACCCCAUCGGCAGCCGUCGAUUAAUGAUGCUACGAAAGAGUCAAGUACCAAAGGGGGAAAGAAGUCCAGGGAUGCAAGGCAAAGCACCUUCCUUGCUGCCUCAGAUUCUGAGGGAUGGUGGGCUCCACGUCCACCUCCUGAAGACAUGUACGAGAAACUCGAUCAGUACUUUCCUGAACAUGACCUGGAUAAACCAGUCAUCGAGGCCGCCUCCGGUGGCACUAGCCCUACCGCUACUACUACUGAUGUAGGACUUGGCCCAGGGGUGCCUCCUGUACCACCAAUACCUUCCGAAAAGGAUCUUCCUCAUUUUGUUCGAGAUGGCAGAGUACGAGACCGUGAACGGAUAUCUGGAGAAAGAGAACGCUCGCGCAUUCGAGCGAAAAAGUCAAUUCGUAUCGUGGCGCAGGAACACAAGAAAAAGAUUGAUCGAACAUCCAUAGCCAGCCAUUUUGCUCCUCAUAGCGACAUGGAUACGGCGAGCCAGAACUUCAAUCAUGCGGCUAAUAUGUCACGCAAGAGAAGCACGAAACUUUGGGGUAGCAAACUUGAAGAGGUCACUACUGAGAACGAACGAUACGGCAGGAGCAGCGCAGGCACACCAGAAUCACCUUCUGGAUCUGGGCCCACUACUUUCAAAUGGGUUCGGGGAGAGCUAAUCGGACGUGGCACUUAUGGACGAGUGUACCUUGCACUCAACGCAACGACGGGUGAGAUGAUGGCUGUGAAGCAAGUCGAGAUCCCACAAACGGCGUCGGAUAAGAAUGAUUCAAGGCAGGCUACAGUAGUCCAAGCGCUGAAAUCGGAGAGUGAAACUCUGAAAGACCUCGAUCAUCCCAAUAUCGUACAAUAUCUGGGUUUCGAGGAGACGCCUUCGAAUUUGAGCAUUUUCCUGGAGUAUGUUCCUGGUGGAUCCAUUGGAAGCGUACUGCUGAAGCAUGGCAAAUUCUGCGAGAACGUCACUAAAUCGUUCACCGGUCAAAUUUUGAGCGGUCUGGAGUAUCUUCACUCCAAGGGUAUAUUACAUCGAGAUCUCAAGGCGGAUAAUAUCCUAGUGGAGAUGAGCGGAAUCUGCAAGAUUUCCGAUUUUGGUAUCUCUAAGCGUACAGCUGAGCAGGCACUUGGGGGUGGGGCGGCCACCGCUAUGCAGGGCACUGUGUUUUGGAUGGCACCGGAGGUCAUCAACCCCCAAGGCAAGGUCUAUAAUUCCAAGAUCGAUAUUUGGAGUGUAGGUUGUGUUGUAUUGGAGAUGUGGGCUGGUAUGAGGCCCUGGAACGGGGAUGAAAUGGUUGCUGUCAUGUUCAAGCUGGCAUCCUCCAAACUUCCUCCUCCGGUACCAGAAGGCCUUAUAUUAUCUGAACUGGCUGAUGAUUUCAGACGAAAAUGCUUUGCCAUUAAUCCUGAUGAGCGUCCGAGUGCAACUGAGCUCAUGAAGCACAAGUAUUUGGAGCUACCGCCCGGAUGGACAUUUACUGGAUUUACAUAACCUAGGCUCUAGCUCUACGCUCGUAGUCGCAUUUACUUACAACCUUGAGCCUCACCAAUUUUGUCUUUUUCUUUUCUUGGUUGUUCCUUCGAGCUUCUUUUCUCGAACCUGUACUCUCUUUCUGCACUUUCAUUUUUUCUCUGCUGGUCGCAUUUCCAUAUCCAUAUGAUCUACGCACAUUUACACUCAUUCUCCUGUUCCUGUACACACAUUUCAUCACUAUCAUGACCUCUGUCGUAUCUCAGUAUCUGUACAUGUGCCGCAGGCACAACUUUCACAAUCAUCAGCUAUGUAUAUGUUGGCUGAUAAACUUGGACCAGGCAAGUUCCUGUUAAGGUAAUACGAUGAUGUCAUUAUAAUAGAC